This is a messenger RNA of Polistes dominula (European paper wasp), 1373 nucleotides long. It is a transcript of the gene Dhrs4, whose product is annotated as Dehydrogenase/reductase 4. Gene Ontology annotation, molecular function: carbonyl reductase (NADPH) activity. Lineage: Eukaryota; Metazoa; Arthropoda; Insecta; Hymenoptera; Vespidae. The record is from RefSeq and is a predicted model, not a curated record.
UAAGAGAAUUAAGUCUUUACCAAAAGCAAUGAAUUAAUUACAACAAAUUAUAAUUAAGAUUACACAUUUUACUAUACAUAGGUAAUUAAUUUUCCCAUCGCCAGCUAUAAGAUCCCCACCAUCAAUCAAUAUAUUUACUAAUUACUUAAAUGCAUUGACUAUUAUUUGAUACUUAUAAUGAAAAGCAAAUGUUAUAUAAAAAAAUAAGAUAAGGGAAUUCUUUUUCCCCAAUUUAUUAAAGCAUAUAAGUUGGAGUGCAGAUCAUAUGUAACUUAUAAGCCAUUAGUUACUUAACUAUUUUAUUUAUUUCCUCUUUUUUUUCGUUCAAAGUAUAUGACUAUAACACAUGUUAAUGAUAUUAUAAUUAUCUAAUAAACGUAUAAUAGUGAAGAGUCAUUUGAGUGAUUAUAUCGGUCAAAGUCUGAGUAGAAGUUUUUACAACACAGAAUCGUGAUUUCAAACGUGUUUAAAAUGUUGCGCACAGCUGCAAGUCAAAAUCUACGAAAUUUUAGUGUCAACACACAAAUAAAAUGCAGACGUCUGGAAGGCAAAGUUGCAAUCGUUACUGCAUCUACGGAAGGGAUAGGAUAUUCUAUAGCAAAACGUUUAGCUCAGGAAGGUGCAAAAGUUAUGAUCAGUAGCAGAAAAGAAUCCAACGUUAACAAAGCUGUGAAUGAAUUACUUCAAGAAGGUUUAUCCGUUGCUGGUACCGUUUGUCAUGUUGGAAAAGCCGAACAUAGACAAAAAUUAUUCAAAGAAACAAAAUCCUUGUUUGGAGGUCUGGAUAUUUUGGUUUCUAAUGCAGCAGCGAAUCCACAAGCUGGACCAGUUCUAGACAGCGACGAGAAUGUCUGGGAUAAAAUAUUUGAUGUUAAUGUUAAAUCCACGUAUUUACUUAUGAAAGAAUCUUUACCUCUUUUAAAGGAUAGUAAAUCACCAUCGAUAAUUAUUGUAUCGUCGAUAGCUGGAUAUCAACCAUUCGAUUUGCUUGGAGUUUAUUCGGUUAGCAAAACAGCAUUAUUAGGGCUUUGUAAAGCUUCAGCAACUAAUUUAGCUUCAUAUGGAAUUCGAGUCAAUUGUAUAGCACCUGGUAUUAUUGAAACCAAAUUUUCACAGCCGUUGUACCAAUCUGAAACAGCACGUCAAAUAUCUUUGAGCAUGAUUCCAUUUAAAAGAUUUGGAAAGCCAGAUGAGAUUAGUGGUGUUGCUGCCUUUUUAGCAAGUGAAGAUGCGUCGUAUAUUACUGGGGAAACAAUUGUAGCUAGUGGUGGUAUGCAAUCAAGGCUUUGAAGAAUAAACAUGAUGUGAAUACAUUUUUUCAUCUAUUGAUAAUUAAAUAACAAAUAAUUAAAAUAAUCAAAUAUAAGAAUUUA